AUGAAGGGAGGGAGGAUGGUCUACCACCUAGAGGACGAGGCCGGAGGACCACGAGUGAGGAGGUUUCGCUUUCCCAGCGACGAGGAGGGGGCUUACCCCCUAGAGGACGAGGCCGGGGCCAAGAGCGAGGAGGAGGAGCUCGAGCCACAGGGGAGCUCAAAGUCGAUCUGGACUCGGGGAAUAGCGGGUCUCCCAAAAGUACCAGCUAAUGAUGAUGAGAAAACCCUCAUUAAGCCGAAUAACAAAGACAAUUGGUCAUUUGUUGGUACACGGGGCCGCCUUCCAAAUGGUGUGCUUGGAGUCUUGCUGAAGAAGUAUUGGCCGGGGCUCUACAGGUUGAAGCCGCCAGAUGAAACAUGCCGGGACAAGAAGCUAGCCCUUAAAUGGGAGGACUAUGAAGCUGCUCAUGACGAGAGCUUCGGGACCUGUGCGAAUGCUGUGAUCACCAAUUUUUGGGUCUUUUAUAAAGUGCCGACGGAGGAUAGUACCAAGGCGGGCCAGGUCUUGGUGAAUGCCGCGAGGAAGAUGGUACGCCAGCAGCGGUACGAUGCGCGCAUUGUGGCCAUCUCGCACUUCUACGCCGAACAAGGCAAAAGGGUCCUGAAGAAAGAAAUUGUUGAAAAAUGUCUUACAUUGUCGAAGGAGGAGUUCAUGGGCAUUGCUCCCAAAUGGGUCGAUGGACGAGACGAUGGAUGGGCGGCGUUCGUGGACUUGUGGGUCGGGGAAGAUGCAGAGUUCAUGGGGAUCAGCUACGCCAACCAGGAGAAAGUUCAUGGGAAGCCGCUUACUAAGUUAGGAGCCUGGAAGAUGUCGCAUAAGAAGAUGAAGGUCGACAAACCUGGAGAGGAGCAAUACUAUGGUAAGUCUGGCACAUACUUGCAAAAUUACGCGACGGCGUUCAAAAAACUACAUGGGGAGGAUUCUCAGCCCCUUGAGGAGGAGGUCGACGAGACGGUGGUGAUCGUGUCAGGGCUCGGCAAGCGGCAUGGCCGCCAUCAGAUUCUUGAUGGGGUGAUCGCGCCUACCACCACACUCACACAAGUUCGAGCUUCUAGCAUGAGCAGCAGUCAGUUGAUCCCACCUCGUCCACGGCCCGGUGGAUCUAGGCAGGCCUUCGAUACUUCUCUGGACGAGGCAUACAAUAGGCUCUAUGAGAGUUAUGAGGAGAAGCUUGAGGAGUACGUGAAGUCGGUUGAAGCCCACGAUGCGUACCAGGCCAGCCAUAAUGCGGCGGUGAUGGCGUAUAUUACUACUGGAGUUCAGCCAACUAUGGGAUCUCCGCCACGAGAGAAGAAUUCCUCGCCUCAGGAAUUCCGGUAA
Lolium rigidum is the source of this 1320-nucleotide messenger RNA. RefSeq lists its product as uncharacterized. NCBI's taxonomy places the organism in Eukaryota, Viridiplantae, Streptophyta, Magnoliopsida, Poales, Poaceae. The record is from RefSeq and is a predicted model, not a curated record. Gene Ontology annotation, biological process: transposition. The coding region runs from base 1 to 1320 and encodes 439 amino acids. The transcript has 9 exons.